AUGUUUGCCGUAUCUGUAGGCGUCGAGGAACCGGUGGGCCGAGGUUCCCACCGCGCGGCAUCUCCGCCUUCUUCCCCUUCCAGGAGCUCUCGGACGGGACUGUCUGAUAGCGCGAAAGCUCGUGCGCCCGAGGGACACUACGCGCCUGGAAAGGGCCCCACGCAGGCCUUGCGGGUUGCGUGUGAAAAGGGAAGAAGAAGGAGGCUUAUUAAGUGGGCGUGUAUCGUCUCGUAUGUUUCCAUCUUCAUGAGCAUCCUCUUUGGCGUUGCUGCCAUGAUCUGCGGUGUCAUGGGAGACGUCAUUCUCUCGCUCGUUGCCCUGGCCUUCGAAACGUGGAUCGACAUGCUCUCGUCCGUCGCGGUUAUUUGGCGCUUUCAAGAAGACGAGGCGCUGACCAACGGACCUUCGACUCUUCUCCAUCCACCUCCCCCGUAUCGCACCAGCGGGUCGACUGUAGCCUCAUUAAAACGCGAGGAUUCGAGUGCCUCUACAGCUUCCCCUGGUUUCAAGGAUGACGAGGGACCGAAGCGUGCAGGCUCUGUGACUUCCUUGGCGGCGUCGACUUCUCCCAAGCGGUCUCCCUCGACUCCCUUGGCGUCUUCCUCCCCUCGCUCCUCCGCCUCGGUGCCUUCGUCUCCGGGCCGUUUGUGCGGCGCCCCGUCGCCGUAUGAGUGCGUGAAGCCCGAACUGUCGGUGGAGAAAGAGCAACAAGCAAAGCAAGACGGUCAGUCCGCCGCUUCGCAAGAGGACGCGUGGAACAGUUUGGCUGUGAAAAUGCGAACUGAGCCUCCGUCCCCGUCGCGGCUCAGGCCGGGAUAUGCCUCGCAGGCGGCCCUCGCCGCGACGGCGAGCCUGGAGAUGAGUCCAAACAGCCAAACUGCACUUCCGUUUGCAGCCUCGCUGCCUCCGCUCAACCGAGGCAUGUCACAUGCUGCACGAGAGCGGCAGUCGUCGAUGGCAGUGGGUGCUCUGUUUAUUGCUCUCGCCGUCUGGGUUUCGAUUCACUCCAUCUGCGACCUUGUCAGUACCGGCAAGAGGGGGACGGCGCCCGAAGGUGGGCCGAGCAACGGAGAGCUUUCACAGGAAACGACAAAAGAGUACCGCUCGGCCCUCCUCACAUGCAUCCUUUGCUGGCCAAGUGCCCUCGUUUUCGGAGCUCUCGCGCUCGUCAAAUUCGACUUAGCGGCCCGACUUCGGAGCCAGGUUCUUGGGCGAGAUGCAAUGUGCUCAGCUUUCGGCGUCGCGCUGUCUCUCGUCGCGGGAAUUGUCAGUUUCAUCGCUCUGGGUCGGGUCACGCCGGGACUCCACGGAGGCGCUAAUGCGGCUUCGCAUGAUGUCACAAGCUACGACGCCAUCGCAGCGCUCGUGAUUGGCGGCAUGAUGCUGGUCGAGGGUCUUCGAACGGUCGCGGCGAACUGGAAACCGACCCAGCAGGAGCUCCUGAGUUCAAACCAAAUUCUCGUUGUUGCGAGUCCAAGUGCCUACGCAGAAUCAUGA
Molecule: messenger RNA, 1497 nt
Organism: Neospora caninum
Lineage: Eukaryota; Apicomplexa; Conoidasida; Eucoccidiorida; Sarcocystidae
Exons: 5
Coding region: 1-1497 (498 amino acids)
Cellular component (GO): membrane
Source: RefSeq, a predicted model, not a curated record